AUGGUUAAGCUCAGCAUCCUCUCCAUUGCCUCCAUGGUUGCUUUUGCCUCUCUUAGUGUAGCUAAGAACUGCCAAACCCAGUUCCAAUAUUGUGCCUCAGCUCUUCUUACCCGAGGCAACUACGACACCCAAAUUCGAAAUGCCAUUGUAGAGGCGCAGGGUAAAUUCCCUGGCGUAACGAGAGAUAACGCCUUGUUCGCUUGCCUUGGAGGUCCCGACGGCAAGAUCCAGGUUAUCCAGAAGUGCGGAUACCAGUGCAAGAACAAUGGCGACGGCCACACCGAUAGCUGCUAA
Penicillium griseofulvum is the source of this 294-nucleotide messenger RNA. RefSeq lists its product as uncharacterized. Lineage: Eukaryota; Fungi; Ascomycota; Eurotiomycetes; Eurotiales; Aspergillaceae. The record is from RefSeq and is a predicted model, not a curated record. Bases 1 to 294 code for a protein of 97 amino acids. The transcript is spliced from 2 exons.